CUGGGAGAGCGGCCUUAGCAACGGUUCCCUGGUCCGAAAGGCUGCGGCUGCGCAGUGCACAGGCGGGUGAAGGUCUGGCCAAGGGAGCAGCUGGGCACAUGGCAUCCAGCUGUGGCACAAGUUCAGACUCAUGGAAUAAAAGAGCAGAAAAAAUUGAACUGAAUGAAAUUCAAAAGCAAGAGAUUAAAGAGAUCUUCGAUCUAUUCGAUGUCAACGGGUCUGGCAGCAUGGAUCUGAAACAACUGAAGGUUGCAAUGCAGGCCUUAGGAUUUGAACCAACAAAAGAAGAAAUUAAAGAACUGAUAGCUGAGGUCGACAAGGGAGGACUUGGCACCAUUAGUUUUGAAGACUUUUUUGCUUUUAUCAGUGUAAAAAUGAGUGAAAAGGAUGAAAAGGAAGAAAUAUUAAAAGCUUUCAAGUUAUUUGAUGACGAUGAUACUGGGUGCAUAACACUCAACAAUAUCAAGAGAGUUGCCAAGGAACUAGGGGAAAACUUAACAGAUGAUGAACUUCAAGAAAUGCUUGAUGAAGCAGACAAAGAUAGAGAUGGAGGAAUAAAUGAAGAAGAAUUUUUGAAAAUGAUGAAAAAGACCUCUCUUUAUUAAUAUUGCUCUUUCUGGAGAGUUGUCAACAAAUUUGUAUUUAUUGUAUAGUUUAAUGAUUCAAUAUCUCAUGUAUUCAUUCUCAAGUUUUAGUUUAUACAUGUAACUUCAUCUCUUGAUGUCCAUCCAGUCCAUGUGAGAAGUUGUAUAUAUAAACUAAUAUGUUAUUACAUCUGUAACAUUGAGAAACAAACAAAAAAAAAUAAGAGCUUCUUUGAACCAUGAAUCUAAGAACAGUAUUAAUUGUUAUUUUAAAGCUGCAGAAUCUAAAAGGCUUAAGAACUUUUAACAGGCUUAAUGAAAUUACCCUCAAAUCCAAAUGAAGUUAACAAGUAAACUGUCACUUUGUUUUUUGGUACAAUUAAAAAUAAUGAGCAUUGUUUUACAGUCAUUUUUCAAAUAUGUAAAGUGUUAAAUAAAAUCAAUGCAAAAUUA
This is a messenger RNA of Ochotona curzoniae (black-lipped pika), 1037 nucleotides long. Its product is annotated as centrin-4-like. Gene Ontology annotation, molecular function: calcium ion binding. The transcript is spliced from 5 exons. Gene Ontology annotation, cellular component: centrosome; centriole. Bases 99 to 605 code for a protein of 168 amino acids. Gene Ontology annotation, biological process: mitotic cell cycle; nucleotide-excision repair; centriole replication. The record is from RefSeq and is a predicted model, not a curated record. Lineage: Eukaryota; Metazoa; Chordata; Mammalia; Lagomorpha; Ochotonidae.